CUUGAUCAUAUUAAAGUAUCUCUAACUACCAAUUCUCCCCCUUGGUUCAUAUCGAAAGUUUCAGCUGACGCCCAACUUUUCAAAAAAAAAAAAAAAUCAAGGCCAUGUUUCUCAUAACCUUCGUUUGUUCUUAGCACAAAUUUGGCAGCGACGCAAGUCUGGGUUGCAUCAACAUUGGAGAAGAUACUCAUAUUUUGGCUUCUAAAAGUUCAAAUUCUGAAGCAUGGCAGAUUCUGAUGUUCCCGAAAUAUUGGAUAUAACUACAUACACAUCAGACAAACGUUGGCUAGAGAAUAUAUUUCGUGAUGUUUCUAAAUUGUCUGUAGCCAAGCAAACUGUGGUUGGUGGUAUAUCUGGCUGGUGUGCAGGAAUGCUUUUUGCAAAAGUAGGAAAAGUUGCUGCAGCAACUGUAGGAACAAGUCUUUUACUCUUACAGAUAGCCCAGCAUCAAGGUUAUGUUACAGUUAACUGGACCAAAAUUGAAAAGAGCAUGCAAUCAGCCAAGGAUUCUAUUGAAAGAGACACCAAGAAAGCCUAUCCCCAUGUUGCAGCUUCAGUUAAAACAUUUUUUGCACAGAAUGUUUUCCUGGCAUCAGGUUUUGCUGGUGGCUUUCUGCUUGGAUUAUCAUCAUGAUGUCUUUACAAUUCCUUUUCUUCUCUAAUAAACCAUGCAACUUAUAUAAUUCAAUAU
Messenger RNA from Octopus sinensis (East Asian common octopus), 691 nucleotides. RefSeq names its product FUN14 domain-containing protein 1-like. The record is from RefSeq and is a predicted model, not a curated record. The transcript has 5 exons. Gene Ontology annotation, biological process: autophagy of mitochondrion. Lineage: Eukaryota; Metazoa; Mollusca; Cephalopoda; Octopoda; Octopodidae. Gene Ontology annotation, cellular component: mitochondrial outer membrane. Bases 224 to 634 code for a protein of 136 amino acids.